This is a messenger RNA of Octopus sinensis (East Asian common octopus), 1477 nucleotides long. RefSeq lists its product as uncharacterized. The record is from RefSeq and is a predicted model, not a curated record. Bases 185 to 1015 code for a protein of 276 amino acids. The transcript has 2 exons. NCBI's taxonomy places the organism in Eukaryota, Metazoa, Mollusca, Cephalopoda, Octopoda, Octopodidae.
GGAAGGAAAGAAAAAGAAAACCAAAGGAAAAACGAGAAAAACUAAAAAAGAACAAAAUCUUUUAGACUUUCAGAACGCAGUCAAGUCGUAUCUGUCGGAUGAGAAUAAGUUACAAGCUUUGACUUUACAAUUCAUUUCCUGGUCACUGUACAAAACAAGCCGAAUAGUUCCCUUGUUUUAUGUUAUGACGAAAAAUGGUGCUUAUCCAAUUACACGCAAACAGUUCAUUUAUGGAAUGGUGGAUGCUUUAGCUCCGUUCAGUGUGUUGCAGUUGAACGUGUUGUCCAAAUGGUUGAGUACCACGAAAAAUGGUAUCAUUACCCUGGAAAAUCUAGCCUAUAGACUGGGUUUUAUAGACGAAGUCACAGAAUGUUCGUGUGGAUAUAAAUCUCAAGUUUCCUUUCAAGGAGUUGCUUCUGAUACGCUUCAACCAAAGACAUCGCAGCCCAGAUUAAGCUUUACAGAAACAAUAUUUCAUUUAGGAAAGAAGGACAAAAAAUUCAAUGUAACCAGACUUUAUAAUUGGGUCUCAAAUAAAAAGGAGGGCACUGAGAAAUUAAAGAAUAAAAUAAAGACUUUCAUGUCAGCAAGAACAAAGGAAACACACUCUGUUCCCUUUGACAUUACGGGAAGAUUUCAAGAGAAUCGAUAUGUUGAACUUCAUGUAUAUUUUGCAACUUUCGAUUUUAUCGAAGUAGCAGAUUUCCAUUUAACCAUGUUACUUCCCAGUAGCACGAUGGUCUUCACUGUUUUAGAUCUAAUACAACAGCACACAGAAAUACAGUCAGAUGCAUUUUCUCUCUUUAUUACGUUCAAUAAGUUCCGAAAAAACAGACAUCCACUACCCAAAAUGUCAACCUUAAAAGAAUGCGGAUACCCUGGUUAUUGUAAGAAACACCCACAGAAAGUCUUGCUUUUCUAUGAUUGCAACAUACGGUUUAGAAAUAAUUUUAUUUAUGCCUUAGAUAAGUAUUACACAAUAAACAAAGAAAAACAAACCACUGAAACUGAAUAAUUAAAAAUAAGAAGAGUUCAAGUUUAGAAAAAUAUCACUUAGCAAAAUCAAAUUAAACAAAAUAUUGAUACAAAUUUUGGGCCACAACGUUCAAAGUGAAAUUUUGAAUUUUAACAAUGAACAACAUAACAAGGCUACACAAUUUGGAGAACAGCAAAGUCAAUUGAAACUACCCCACUACUUGACUUAUAAUUUAUUCUUGCAACCCAGAAAGGAUGUAAAAUGAUAUCAAAUCUCGGCGGAAUUCGAACUCUCAACGUACAAGAAUGUAACUAAACUCCGCUGUUCUAUCGAUUGUGCCACCCUUACGAGGGAAAAAAAACCAAAAACAAAAAAAUGAAGUUUGCCCGAAUUAUUGGAACAUUUUUGGGUUAAUAUCAUUGAAAAGAAAAGAAAAUCAAAUACGUUGAACCCACAAUAAAAUUUCUAAAGAUUUGAAUCAAUAAAGAUGAGACAAACUGC